AUGAUCAUCAUCGUCUUCAUGAAUUACAAAGAUAAAGACGGUGGAAAAAUUGUUGUUUACACAACCAGCAUGGGUGUUGUGCGCUCGACUUAUGCUAAAUGUCAGACUGUGAAGAAGAUUCUAAGGACAUUAAUGGUGAAGUUUGAGGAACGUGAUGUCUUCAUGAGCCAUGUUCAUCAGCAGGAAAUUCGUGAUCGAAUGCAAACCGAUGAAAUUGAUGUUCCACAAUUAUUUGUCGAUGGACAAUACAUUGGCAACGCUGACCAAGUGGAACGACUUAACGAAAUGGGUGAACUUAGACAGAUGUUGAAACCUUUUAAGUGCAUGGAUUCAACAAUAACUUGUCAAGUGUGCGGAGGUUACAAUAUGCUGCCUUGUCCAUCAUGUGGAGGAUCAAAGAAGUCAGUUCAUCGCAAUCAUUUCACAGCCGAAUUCAUUGCACUGAAAUGCAUGAAUUGCGAUGAAGUUGGAUUAGUCAAAUGCUUCAAUUGUACAGCUUUUAAGCUUUCAGAUGCAAAAGCUUUCAUAGUUUCAUUUUCAACAUCGUUCCAAACCUUUGAUCGGUGA
This is a messenger RNA of Clunio marinus, 567 nucleotides long. The record is from the annotation of a GenBank genome assembly. NCBI's taxonomy places the organism in Eukaryota, Metazoa, Arthropoda, Insecta, Diptera, Chironomidae.